Molecule: messenger RNA, 1022 nt
Organism: Aaosphaeria arxii CBS 175.79
Lineage: Eukaryota; Fungi; Ascomycota; Dothideomycetes; Pleosporales
Product: pfkB family kinase
Exons: 3
Coding region: 21-1022 (333 amino acids)
Source: RefSeq, a predicted model, not a curated record
AUUGCGCAAAAUUCCCAUCUAUGUCUACAUCUCCAAGUAUUUCAGGAGGAUCUGGUAGUUUCGCAACGCUCGGCCAGCGAAUCUUCUCAAGGGUUCCUUCCAACUUGGGUUGUCUCAUCAUCGCGGGUGACGACUUCCCAGAGGUUGUGAAGGACGUAUUCGGGGCGUGGGGCGUUAGUGUCGUUUUGAAGAAGAGAGUGGGGAAGACUUCAACUCGUGGAUUGUUAGAGUAUGAAGAUGGCACUUUUGGGCCAAAGAUGUUCAAAUACACCAGCGGCCCUCUAAAAGCCGUGCCGACUGAUCUCAUCGGCGAGCAACUGUUACACGCGGAAGCCUUCCACAUCCUAGCGACACCGCAGGAGAUCCUUGAACAGGUUCCCGAGAUACUUCGUCUUCGACAAGGAGGACAGGGGAAUCACCCGCUGAUUGUAUGGGAGCCCUUUCCAUCAUCGUGCAAGCCGGAGAAUCUUCCGAUAUUUCAUAAAGCCUGCAGACUGGUCGAUGUGUUUUCACCCAACCAUAUAGAACUUACCGCUCUAGUCUGGGGGAAGACAAUGAUAAAAUUCGAUGCAGAGGAAGUGGAAUCCUGCGCUGGUAUCCUAUUCAACAACUGCUUCAGUCCAAACCAGCAGGGCACACUCAUUAUCCGAGCGGGCGAACACGGCUCACUAACUGUAAGUUCCAUAAUGCAAAACGAGUGGCAUCCAUCAUACUACGCCUCCGGCAGUGACAGAGUGAAAGAUCCCACCGGUGGAGGAAACACGUUUCUUGGAGGCUAUAUGGCAGGAUGGCAUUCGACUAGAAGUAUCGUGAAAUCUGUCAUGCAUGGCCAUGUCGCAGCAUCAUUUGCAAUUGAGCAGGUUGGUCUGCCAGUACUAUCGCAUGAUGGUGAGAGGGAGCUGUGGAAUGGAUGCAGUGCAAAUGAGAGGCUGUCGGAGUACGAAUCGAGGUUACUUGGUGAACUAGGUGGUGCGGUUACCGAUUGUAAUCAAACAGUACGGAGUGAUACAAAAAUGCCAUGA